Messenger RNA from Emiliania huxleyi CCMP1516, 830 nucleotides. RefSeq lists its product as hypothetical. Lineage: Eukaryota; Haptophyta; Isochrysidales; Noelaerhabdaceae. The transcript has 2 exons. The record is from RefSeq and is a predicted model, not a curated record. The annotation marks the transcript as partial.
CGGAAAUGCGCCUUCUCCUCUCGCUCCUCGUCGGGCUCGCGGCGUGCGAGGACUGGGCGGACUCGCCGGCCCUCACAAAGAUGUGGGAGACGACGAGCAGCAGCGACCUGGACGGGCUGAUCCAGGUGCUCGCUCAGGGCGGCCGCGACAUGGCGCACGCGCGCUCGGCCGAUGGGCGCGGGCCGCUCUUCUGGGCGUACGAGUACAAGAACUCGGACGUGCUCGCGCUGCUCACGCACCUGGAGGUCGACGAGACCGCCGAGGACGCCGACGGCAAGCGGCCGAGCGAGUUCUUCCCGGACGGCGAGGAGGAGCUCGCGGACUUUGGCGCCAAAGCCUCUGCGAGGAGCGAGGACAUGGCGGAGCUGCUCAAGGACCGCGAGGACGAGAUUGCAACCUACUACGAGUCGGCCGACGACGGGAUGGACGAGCCGGAGAUGGCGGAGGGGGGCGUCGACGAGAUCGACUACGCCGACGACGAGGACGACGAGGACGAGGACGAGGACGAGGACGAGGAGGCGUCGGGCGCGACGGCCGCGCACAAGGCGAAGCUGGAGGAGCUGCGGGCGCGGGCCCGAAAGGACGAGAUAUAGGCUGGGACGAGGGUGCGCGUCGAUGGGCCGGGUCGCCGCGUUGGUCCGAGGCUCGCACGCAGGCGGCUCCAUGCGCGGCGGUGGGGAGAGCGCGCCGCAGGGCGCAGCCACGCUGCCGGAGGGUGUGAGGCUGUGGACGGACCCCGGAUAGCCCAGAACAUCUAGCUGAGCUUGCUGGGUAGAGUGCGUCGGAGUUCGCAAAUGGCCACCGGAGCGCUUUGAGUACGAGGACCUCGG